This is a messenger RNA of Callorhinchus milii (elephant shark), 3308 nucleotides long. It is a transcript of the gene ddx54, whose product is annotated as DEAD (Asp-Glu-Ala-Asp) box polypeptide 54. NCBI's taxonomy places the organism in Eukaryota, Metazoa, Chordata, Chondrichthyes, Chimaeriformes, Callorhinchidae. Gene Ontology annotation, molecular function: RNA binding; ATP binding; RNA helicase activity. The record is from RefSeq and is a predicted model, not a curated record. Bases 43 to 2613 code for a protein of 856 amino acids. Gene Ontology annotation, cellular component: nucleus. The transcript is spliced from 20 exons.
CACAUACCCAGACACAGACGCGGUGGGGAGGGGGAGGGGGAGAUGGCACAGAAAAAGAAGAGUAACUACAAACGCAGGAAACAGCGCCGGAGCCACGACCAUGAGAUGGACCUGGAGAGCGACGGAGGAGAGUUCGAUUUGGCCCCUUUCAUUGAGAAGGGUGAUGCUGCCAGUGAGGACAGUGAGGUGGACACCACCAAACCACUACUAAGCUUCCCAUCAGCUGAAUGCCCGUCGGACAUGGAACUGGACACAAGGGAAAUGGUGCGGCAGCAAAACAAGAAGAAGAAAAAAUCUGGAGGCUUUCAGUCCAUGGGUUUAAGUUUUCCUGUAUUCAAAGGCGUGAUGAAGAAAGGAUACAAAAUACCAACACCGAUUCAAAGAAAGACAAUCCCAAUCAUACUGGAUGGCAAGGAUGUUGUUGCUAUGGCUAGGACAGGCAGUGGUAAAACUGCAGCCUUCCUCGUCCCAAUGUUCGAGCGGUUAAAAGUCCACAGUGCCCAGACUGGAGCAAGAGCUUUGGUCCUGACUCCAACGAGAGAGCUGGCGUUACAGACCAUGAAGUUCACAAAAGAGCUUGGAAAAUUUGCUGGGCUCAAAACAGCGUUAAUCUUGGGUGGAGACAAAAUGGAGGAUCAGUUUUCAGCGCUGCAUGAAAACCCUGAUAUAAUAAUUGCCACACCAGGUCGAUUGAUGCACGUGGUUGUGGAGAUGAACCUCAAGCUACGCAGUAUGGAAUAUGUGGUGUUUGAUGAAGCAGACAGAUUGUUUGAAAUGGGAUUUGCGGAACAACUACAAGAGAUUAUUCGAAGGUUGCCAGACUCCAGACAGACUCUGCUCUUUUCAGCCACCCUACCCAAACAGCUGGUGGAGUUUGCAAGUGCCGGUUUGACCGAACCAGUUCUAAUUCGGCUGGAUGUAGACAGUAAGCUGAGCGAAAAUCUAAAGUUGGCCUUUUUUAACGUGAGGGCAGAUGAUAAGCCAGCUGUGCUGCUUCACCUGUUAAGAAAUGUGAUCAAACCUCAGGAACAGACUGUCAUCUUUGCUGCUACCAAACAUCACGUUGAAUACCUAAAAGAGUUGCUCACCAAAGAGGGUAUCGACUGUACACAUAGCUACAGCGCCUUAGACCAAACCGCCAGAAAAAUCAACAUCGGGAAAUUCAUCCACAGAAAGUGUAUGGUGAUGAUCGUGACGGAUGUGGCAGCUCGUGGAAUUGACAUCCCCAUGUUGGAUAAUGUCAUCAAUUACAACUUCCCACCCAAAGCCAAGCUUUUUCUGCAUCGAGUUGGGCGAGUGGCCAGAGCUGGCAAAAGUGGCACGGCUUACUCAAUGGUUGCCCUGGAUGAAGUUGCAUAUGUCUACGAUUUACAUCUGUUCCUUGGUCGGCCCUUAAAACUUGCCAAAUCAGAUACCAUUGCAAUGGACACAGAUGGAGUAUAUGGCAGAGUUCCCCAGAGUAUUAUAGAUGAUGAAGAAUCGUUACUCAUCAGUGAUCACAACUCCUCACUGGAUCUUCAGAAUCUAAAGAGAGUGUCGGAGAAUGCCUACAAACAGUAUUUGAAGUCAAGGCCUGACCCUUCUCAAGAGUCAAUAAAGAGAGUUAAAGAAAUGGACUUCUCUACAUUAGGCAUUCAUCCAUUAUAUGGUUCGAACCUAGAAGACACAGAACUCCAAAGACUAAAGGUUAUUGACAGCAUUAAAAACUACAAAACCAGAUCUACUAUUUUCGAAAUCAAUUCUACCAGCAAAACCACAGCGAGUGAAAUUAUGAGAGCUACACGGGACAAGCAGAGGCUGGUUAUAAAGAAGUUUCAAAAAGUGAAGCAAGAAAAACAAGCGGGUCAUUCAAUGAGCACAUCAAGCCAAACGGAAACCAAUGUCCUCGCUAAGCAGGAAUCUGACGAAGACAACAUUGAGGCUGUGUUCUCCGAAGUCGUGGGGAGAAAAAGGAAAAAGCAAUCCAAUGAUCAGCCUCUUAAACAGAGGAAGAAAGGAAAAGAUGAGGAAUUUUACAUUCCUUAUCGGCCAAAGGACUUCAACUCAGAGAGAGGGCUAAGUCUAGGCGCAGAGGGAAGCACCUUUGAACAGCAGGCCUCUGGUGCUGUGCUGGACUUGGUGGGUGAUGAAACUAAAAAUAUGAUGCAGAACAAACAGAUAAUGAAAUGGGACCGUAAGAAAAAACGAUUUGUCAGAGAAACUGGCAAAGAGGUAAAGAAAAUAAGAAUUGAAAGUGGAAGAUACAUUAAUGCUACAUACAAGAAAAACAUCUAUGAGGAAUGGAAGAAAAAAUACAAGAUUGACGAUAGAAUGUCUGAUGAUGAGAAUGAAUAUGAGCAACGGGGCCCCAAGCACAGGAAAGGUGCGAGAGGUGGAAGACGCCAGCCUGGCUCUUUCCCAGGAAAGCAAGGGCCACAACGUAACGUGCGCACCGAGCUCAAGAGCAAAGUCGACAUCCUGCGAGAGAGGAAGAAGAAAUCAAAGACUCUGUUCCUGCAACGGGGAGGGAUGAAGAAAAUCAAAGGCAUGAACAGACAGCGCGUGAGGGAAAUGAAGAGCAUGGCCUUCGGACGAGGCAAAGACAAAAGGGGGAAAAUGAGAAGAGGAAAAUAAACGUACGAACCCGACUGGGUGGAUGGACAGUUCUGUUUUCUUACAUUAAACUUGCAGCUAGUGUUUGCAACCACUUUGGCUUAAAUUAAUACCAGUGUUUUGGGCCAAUAGGGAGCAGUAGGAGCAUGAUUUAUUUUUUUUAAAAAGCCAUGUGACGUCAAUUUUUCACACGCCCAUAAGACGCAAGGUAAAAAGGACAGGUCGAGUGUUCGUUCAUAAGGAAGCUUUGUUGAGCACAACGAUCUGGCAUAUACUGUGAAGCGCUUUGCGACACCUCGAAGCCGUGAAAAGCGCUAUGUCAAAUGCAAGGAUUAUUAUUAUGAUUAUACACUGCACUGACACUGGUGUGAGUUGUCCUGGUUAUAUGUGGUCUGAAAGAGAAUAGACAGCAAACGCUAUUUUAUAAAAGACGUGCAAUUUAUUCAACAUGAGUAUUGUGCAAGUAAUAUGAAAUACAGAGGUCUGCCCAUAACAUGCUAAUAUUAACCAAGCUUGUCUAUGGGAUAUCUUGUUCUGAAUUCAUGGUUAAACGUCCAAUAGCGGACUGAAAUCUGGCGGGGCGAGUCAUAAAAGCUCCCCCGUAAAAUAAUUAAUGUUUCUCUGUUACACAAAUAUUUUUAUUGAAUGAUUAACAUGGAAUCUAAGUGAAUUGAUUAAAUAAAAAUUGAGCGAGCAGCUUUGAUUGAAAUCUUCAA